AGGGAUGGAGGAGGGAUGGAGGCGGGCGGUGGGCGGGCGCGGGGCGGCGGCAGCCGGGGAGGCAGCCGGGCGCCCCGCGGACCAUUCGCGACCGGCGGCGGCGGCGGCAGCAGCGCGGGGCUCGGCGCGGUGCCCCCGCGGGCAGGGCUGGCAGCGGCGGCCGCCCCCUCCCCGGCGAUGAAGGCGAGCCCCGUGGCGAGCGCCGCGGCGGCGGCGGGGCCGGGGCAGGCGGCGGGGGGACCCGCGGGGGCGCCCGAUGCGCGCUGGCGGGAGAAGGGCGAAGCGGAGGCGGAGCGGCAGCGCACCCGGGAGCGGCUGGAGGCCACGCUGGCCGGGCUGGGCGAGCUGGAGUACCUGCGGCAGCGGCAGGAGCUGCUGGUGAAGAGCCUCCUGCUGCGGCGGCCGGCGGGAGCGGGGCCCGGGGCGCAGGGCGGCCGCGGGGAGCCGCCGGGAGAGGGGCCACCGCCGCGCAGCCUGGAGGAGAAGUUCCUGGAGGAGAACAUCCUCCUCCUGCGGAGGCAGCUGAACUGCUUGAGGAGGAGGGAUGCUGGGUUAUUAAAUCAGCUGCAAGAGCUGGAUAAGCAAAUAAGUGAUCUCCGCCUGGACGUGGAGAAAACGACAGAUGAACACCUGGAGACAGACAGUCGUCCAAGUUCAGGGUUUUAUGAGCUGAGUGAUGGAGCUUCUGGAUCGCUUUCCAAUUCAUCUAACUCUGUCUUCAGUGAGUGUUUAUCCAGUUGCCAUUCUAGCACUUGCUUUUGCAGCCCUUUGGAGGCAACACUGAAUAUCUCAGAUGGACGCCCUAAAUCUGCAGAUCUCAUAGGCUGGAUGGACUAUAAUAAGGAAGGCCAGCAUGAGGACCAGACUGCAGGCUCUGUCUGUCGCUCUUUAUCCACACCGCACUCAAAUUCCCUCGAUGUCGUUGCAGAUGUACAUCCCAAGUACCAGUGUGAUCUGGUGUCUAAAAAUGGGAACGACAUCUACCGCUACCCCAGCCCGCUCCACGCCGUGGCUGUGCAGAGCCCCAUGUUCCUCCUCCCCGUGACUGAGAACCCCCAGCGAGAAGAGGAGAGGCUCGCUUGCGAUAUCAGCGACGUUUGCACCCCAUCCGAAACGGACUCGGGACAAUCUGCCAACGCCUUCCCCCCGCAGAGCUCCUGGCCGGCUCCGUGCCCUUCCACCAGCAAGAGGAUAGACAGCUAUAUCUUAAGCCUGGUUCAGAAAAAGACUCACGCAGUAAGGACUAACAAACCCCGGACGAGUCUCAACGCCGAUGCCACCAAAGGGAUCUUGAGGCAUGGGAGCAUGUGUGUCCGGCAGCCAGCAGCAAUGGUGGCCCACGGCAACGUAGUGAACCUGAAGAGCUCCAAGCCGGUGUGUUUGCCUCCUGGUGGGGCUCCCGCUCCGGACCACACGGCUCCCUCCCCGUUAAAGCAGAAGCCAAGGGAGCCGUCUGGGGAGCAGCUGGAGAGUAGGAAGGCCCCUUUGCCAGCAGCUUUCCCACCCGGAACAACAACAGAACUCCAGAGCAAGCACCUGCCACGGGGCGUCAAACCGGCACCGCCGGAGCUGGGCCGCAACACCGCGGCCACGGCCGGGGACGUCCCCAGGGAGAACAGCCAGCUCUUUGCUGCAUCUCCCAAAGAGACCCCAGGGAAGCCGGUGGUGCUGCAGCCAGAGAGCAGGGUCAGCCAGCCUCCCAAAAAGAUCCUGUUGAAGAGCAGCUUGCAGGCCGCUCGCUCCUCGUCACCUGCUGUCGAGGAGAGGCCUGCGCUGGAUUUCAAAAGCGAGGGCUCUUCCUCACAGAGCUUGGAUGAUGGGCUGCUGGUGAACGCCCAGUACAUCCCGGCCCAGCAGCAAAGCAUGAAGCUUCACAAAGGCACCCGGAAUGUCAAGAUUUUGAAAAGCUCUGCGUUGAAACACAGGUCCCACCUUGCCAACGGGGUGGAAAACAGCUCACAGACCUUGAGGGAGAAAGCCAAACUGGUCGGCAAGAAGUGCCGCUUUCCUGAGGAGUUGGAUACAAAUAAGAAACUGAAAAAGCCCUCGUCGCGGGGGAAGAGAGGCAGCGGCCUGCCGCUGGAGCCGAGCCUCCCGGGCCGGCAGGCCGGCCUGCACAGAUCCGCCCUCCGCUCCCACGGGCACGGCCGGGAGGUUGUGGUGGCCAAGCCCAAACACAAGCGUGCCGACUACCGCCGCUGGAAGUCCUCGGCGGAGAUCUCCUACGAGGAGGCCCUGCGGAGGGCGAGAAGGAACCGGCGGGAGGGCGUGGGGGUCUACUCACAGGUGCCCCUGCCCUAUGUCAGCCCCUACGCCUACGUGGCCAGCGACUCGGAGUACUCGGCCGAGUGCGAGUCCUUGUUCCACUCCACCGUGGUGGACACGAGCGAGGACGAGCAGAGCAACUACACCACGAACUGCUUUGGAGACAGCGAGUCAAGCCUGAGCGAGGUGGAGUUUGUAGGGGAGAGCACGACCACCAGUGACUCUGAUGAGAGCGGGGGCCUGAUUUGGUCCCAGUUUGUCCAGACGCUCCCCAUUCAAACAGUCACGGCGCCGGAGCUGCAUGAAAAUGCGGCCAAGGCCUUUGUCAAAAUCAAAGCCUCCCAUAACCUCAAGAAGAAGAUCCUCCGCUUUCGGUCAGGCUCCCUGAAGCUCAUGACGACCGUCUAGUGAGGUGACUUGGUGGAAUGUAUCUGCUUCUGCUUUUGGAAGCAAGGUGCUUUUUUUUGUACAUAUUUCCACAGAUUUUUUUUUUUUUUUAAUACAAAUAUUUAAAACUUAAGGUAAAUUAUGUCACUUGUCUUCAGAACUUGGGUGGAUACUAGUGCCUUUUAUGUGGAAAUAAAAGACCGUUACACUUGUUUAAAAAAAACCAACAACACAACACUGCCAUUUCAGUGGUGAACAGCCUCCAGCGCAUGGUGUCAGAAGGCUUUGAGAAAAGGCUAAAAUGUUUCUGGGAAUGGAUCUUCUUUGCCUAGUUUUUCCAGUUCUGGGUUUUAUACAGGAUAUCGACAGCUUAAGGUCAUAAGUUUUUAGGGAAUAAAGGGGAGGGAGUGAGGGUGUUUCUUAAUGUUUUUGCUUGUCCCUUUCUGCUGCUGCUGUUGCCACAUCUUGAACUUUUUCCUUCUGGUACUCUGGUCUGUUUUUUUUUCUUUUCUUGUUGAUUCUCUUCUUGCAACUCACUCCUGUCCUCCCCCAGCCUUCCCCCACCAGGAAAGGGCUCUUGUUCAAUCUGUCUCCGAGGUUAAGUCGCCUUCCAUGGAGUGCAUUCUACUCUGAUCUCCUGGGAGUCCCACUGCGGAUGGCGGUGGUGUCCAGAGUAAACUGCAGCUGGAGCAGCUGACCAAGGCUUAGUAACUUCAUUAUAUUGUGUAAAACUGCUUUUGAAAAAGAAAAAAAAAACCCAUAUGCAUGUCACGUGCAUGAGUAUCAGUAGUUUUAAUAUUCCUGUUGAUGUCCAAUUUACUGUACAUCAUCAAUGGCUGUUUUAUAUAUAUAUAUCAUUGUGUAAAUUAAUAUAACACAUCAUAUGCUGUAAUAAACAGUCUGUUUUAAUACUU
Messenger RNA from Passer domesticus (house sparrow), 3566 nucleotides. It is a transcript of the gene DACT1, whose product is annotated as dishevelled binding antagonist of beta catenin 1. Bases 16 to 2673 code for a protein of 885 amino acids. Gene Ontology annotation, cellular component: cytoplasm. The record is from RefSeq and is a predicted model, not a curated record. Lineage: Eukaryota; Metazoa; Chordata; Aves; Passeriformes; Passeridae. The transcript is spliced from 4 exons. Gene Ontology annotation, biological process: negative regulation of JNK cascade; negative regulation of canonical Wnt signaling pathway; regulation of Wnt signaling pathway, planar cell polarity pathway.